CUUCUGAAAAGGAAAAUAAAAACAAAGUUUCUUCAAAGAAAUGUCUUCAGCUUUCCCAAGCUCAAACCUACUUCACUGAAGUGGGUUUUUUUUGUGUGUGUGUGUGUGUGUGGAAAUAAUCUAAAACCCAAAAUCAACAACAUCAAAUAUUCUUAGUAGUUUCUUGCUGAACGUUUUCAUUUCCCCCCUCUUUAACAAAGAUCGUUAGCCGUUGUGUCAAAAUCAAGUCUUUUUCAGGGUGUUCUGUGAUGAUUCAGUUAAUGUUUCUGGUUCUUUUCAUGGAGGGCAUAAUGGCAUUCCUUCUGCUGGUAAAGAUUGGACCUUUGAGAGAGCUCAUCAUAAAGAGCUUAGAUCAGUUGAAGAUGGGGAAAGGCCUGGCAACCAUGAAAACCAUUGCCGGCACCAUGUCUGUGAUUCUUUUAUCCAGUCUCAUGAGCAUUUUCAAGAUCCAGAACAAAGGUGCAAAGCUUGGUACCAUGUCACCUAUGGAUCAAGUUCUCUGGAGAACCCACUUGCUUGAAGCUUCACUUAUGGGUUUCACCUUAUUUCUAGGGUUCAUAAUUGACCGUAUGCACCAUUAUAUUAGAACACUUAUAGGGUUAAGGAGUAGCGCCGGAUCUUCGAAAGAGGAAGUCCAACGUCUUCAGGAAGAGAGAAUGCAGCUUAAAGAGAAAGACGACAAAGCUUCCAUGGAGCUAAAGCUUCUGAAAGAAGAAAUUUCAACCCUAUCACGGAAUUUGAAGAAGGUGAAGUCGGAAUCCAAAGAGAAAGACAAAAAGAUUGAAAUUGCUGAAGCACAUAUUGUUUCCCUCCAAAAGCAAUCUGCAGAUUUACUACUCGAGUACGACCAUUUAUUGGAAAACAACCAAAAACUUCAGAAUCAAGCUCUAGGGCACAAGAGAUGAGAAAAUCUUGAAAAGAAA
Molecule: messenger RNA, 923 nt
Organism: Hibiscus syriacus
Lineage: Eukaryota; Viridiplantae; Streptophyta; Magnoliopsida; Malvales; Malvaceae
Exons: 2
Coding region: 249-905 (218 amino acids)
Biological process (GO): endoplasmic reticulum to Golgi vesicle-mediated transport; intracellular protein transport
Cellular component (GO): endoplasmic reticulum membrane; endoplasmic reticulum
Source: RefSeq, a predicted model, not a curated record